Molecule: messenger RNA, 207 nt
Organism: Cooperia oncophora
Lineage: Eukaryota; Metazoa; Nematoda; Chromadorea; Rhabditida; Trichostrongylidae
Source: the annotation of a GenBank genome assembly
AUGUUUACAAACGACAUGGCUGAAAAACACCUGCGAGAAAUGGAAAUGGUCGAUGUGGAAGCCUCUACUCUUGAUGCUCUCGUAAAUUUCUGCUACUCUGGAAAGAUCACGAUCACCGAGGAUAAUUCACUGAGUAUUCUGGCCGCAGCAUGCUAUUUUCAGUUGGACGAAAUUCAGGUUCGUAAGACCGUAAAACUGAUUCGCUGA